Molecule: messenger RNA, 465 nt
Organism: Centropristis striata (black sea bass)
Lineage: Eukaryota; Metazoa; Chordata; Actinopteri; Perciformes; Serranidae
Product: type-4 ice-structuring protein LS-12-like
Exons: 3
Coding region: 1-465 (154 amino acids)
Biological process (GO): lipid transport; lipoprotein metabolic process
Cellular component (GO): extracellular region
Molecular function (GO): lipid binding
Source: RefSeq, a predicted model, not a curated record
AUGAAAUUCUCCCUUGUUGCCACUCUUGUUGUUGUGCUGGCUGUUGCCCAGGGCGCUGUGGCAGGGUCAGUGGUGAAGCGUGACGCCCAGUCUGAUCUGGCGAAGAUCAACAAGCUCAUCAACGACAUGUCCGCCAGCAUCACCAGCGCCACCCAGGACAUGGUGCAGAAGGUGAAGGCUCUGGAGGUGACCAACACCGCCCAGACUUACGUGGAGGAGAGCAAGGCCAAGAUCCAGCCUCUGGUCAAGAAGGUCCAGGACGAGGCCGCCAAGCUGCAGGAGCAGGUGAAGCCCUUCAUCACCAACAUCGAGGAACAGAUCAAGCCUCUGACUGACAACUUCCACGCUCAGGUUAAACCUCUGAACGACAACUUCCACGCCCAGGUCAAGUCUGUGUCCGACGUCAUGGAGAGGUUCUUCAAGCAGGUGAUGGACCAGACCAAGGCCCUGAUGCCCCCCCAGUAA